GUCUCGCGCCCACUAAAUGUUUAGCCGCAGUAAUUCGCAUCCUGGCAAUGGAUCCGCCGCUGACAUAUACACACAAGCAUUUGCCAAUGCUACGCCAGUUAAAUCUCCAGCGGCCGAUACGAAAACUCCAGAGCGCGAUGCUAAUCGUGGCCAUUGGGGCUCGAAAACGGAAUUUAUGUUAUCCUGCAUAGGUUAUGCUGUAGGCAUUGGCAACGUGUGGCGUUUUCCGUAUUUGUGCUAUCGCAGUGGAGGAGGCGCAUUUUUGGUACCUUAUCUACUAAUGUUGUUCUGUUGUGGCAUUCCUUUAUUUCUUAUGGAAAUUAUAAUGGGCCAAUUUUCCAGCCUCGGCUGCAUAGGCGUCUUCCGCUUGGCUCCCCUAUUUAAAGGCGCUGGUUUCGCCAUAGUGAUUGUGAAUUUUAUUUGCACUUGCUACUACUCUGUGAUUAUUGCCUAUCCAAUAAUGUUUUUAAGUAAAUUACUUUCUCAUAAAUUACCAUGGAUUGAUUGUAAGAAUGAGUGGAAUACCGAAUAUUGUGUGGAGGUCUUAGAAUUAGGGAAACGUAAUUUUACACACCAUACCGGCUUUCGCACACCAGCCGAUGAGUUUUUUCACUACGAGAUAUUACAAGUUUCUGAUAGUAUAGAAGAAUUGGGUGGCAUCGUUUGGCCGCUAUUUUAUUGUCUGAUCUUUGUGUGGCUCUCCGUUUACGUUUGCAUUAUUCGUGGCAUAAAAACCGUUGGCAAAGUGGUUUACUUCACAGCGGUCUUUCCCUUCUUCAUACUUUUCGUACUAUUCAUACGUGGCAUUACCUUGCCUGGUGCAAUGCGAGGUAUUCUAUUCUACAUUAAGCCCGAGUGGUCACGCCUAUUGGAUCUGAAAGUUUGGGCUGAUGCUGCCAUACAAAUUUUCUUUUCACUUGGACCCGGUUGGGGUGGCAUCGUCAAUAUGGCAAGUUUCAAUAAUUUUCGAAAUAAUGCCAGAGGUGAUUCAUUUAUAAUACCGAUUGUAAAUUGUGCCACCAGCAUAUUUGCGGGAUUUGUAGUUUUCUCCGUGCUGGGUUUUUUAUCACAUCAGUCAGGUAUACCAGUCGGUACGGUGGCCACAUCUGGUCCAGGUCUUGCAUUUGUUACAUAUCCCCAAGCAAUUGCUAUGCUACCAGUGCCCCACCUAUGGGCUGCGCUCUUCUUUUUCAUGCUCUUUCUGCUUGGCUUGGAUAGUGUGUUUGUGCAAAUUGAGGCCAUUAUAUCGUCUGUCAUCGAUGAGGUACCAAAACUGCGCAAACAUAAGGCACUCGUCACAUUGGGAUCAGUAUUUAUUAUGUUUUUGAUGUCCAUUAUAAUGGUGACAAGGGGUGGCAUGUUCAUACUACAACUCUUCGAUUGGUAUUCCGCUUCCGUUUCGGUAAUACUCAUUUGCGUGCUGGAAGUUGUGAUGGUCGCCUGGAUUUAUGGGGUAGAUAAUUUCAUCGACGAUAUUUACUUUAUGAUUGGAAAACGGCCAGGCAUUGUGUGGAAAUUCUGUUGGAUGUAUCUUACGCCGAUUAUAUUAAUUGGCAUGUUCUUCACCAGCAUCAUAUUCAAUCGAGACAUAACCUAUAACGGCAUAAUUUAUCCACGUUGGGCCAUAGCACUUGGGUGGCUGAGCUGUUGCAUCUCCAUCGCCUGCAUUCCUACAUAUAUGAUUUAUGCGCUAAUGCGUGGCAAAGGUUCGCUAUUGGAGAUUUUACGAAAGCAACUGCAAGCCAACGAUUGGACACCAGCAAGUGAGGAGCAUCGUAUUGAAUAUGAGGAGUAUCAGCGUACACGGAAAUUUACGUGUGAAUUGAAUAAUAUGUAUGAGAGUGGCAAGUGUGGCUAAAGUGCGGAUGUGUAGAUGUAAAUAUGUAGUUGAUGUGCAGUAUAGUAAAACAUAAAUGAGAUUAUUUUAAAUAAUAUGCAA
Rhagoletis pomonella (apple maggot) is the source of this 1939-nucleotide messenger RNA. Its product is annotated as sodium- and chloride-dependent glycine transporter 1. NCBI's taxonomy places the organism in Eukaryota, Metazoa, Arthropoda, Insecta, Diptera, Tephritidae. Gene Ontology annotation, biological process: sodium ion transmembrane transport. Gene Ontology annotation, molecular function: glycine transmembrane transporter activity. The coding region runs from base 17 to 1858 and encodes 613 amino acids. Gene Ontology annotation, cellular component: membrane. The record is from RefSeq and is a predicted model, not a curated record. The transcript has 10 exons.